Molecule: messenger RNA, 1182 nt
Organism: Phytomonas sp. Hart1
Lineage: Eukaryota; Euglenozoa; Kinetoplastea; Trypanosomatida; Trypanosomatidae
Source: the annotation of a GenBank genome assembly
AUGUUCUUAAGCCCUUUUUGUACACGAAGGGGUUGCUUAGGCAAUUCGUGUACCAGAGUCACCACAUUGGUCUCCAUCAUCAUACUGGGGUUUCUUUUGUCCGAAUCCUUUUGCUCUUUAGCAUCGGGUGAGUCCCAACGGACUGAAAUUGAUGAUUCCAAUCCCAACCAAGACUUUUACGCUAUUUUAGGUUUAGAAAAAGAGCGCGAUGAGGCGACGGAGUCAGCGAUCAAGGCGGCUUGGCGAAGGCUCUCCAAGAAGUAUCACCCCGACGUCUCUGGGGAGGCCAACCGGAAGGUUUACCAACGGAUUCAACGAGCCUACGAAGUCCUUGGCGACCGGCGCAAACGCAAAGUGUACGACAUCCUUGGGAUAGAGAGCGUGCUAAAACUCGAACAGCCACAGCCGCAGCAGCCGCAGCACCCUUUCUUUCACCUCUUUGGCGGCCACACGGCGUCGGACCGCGGGCGGAACCUGAGCUUAGUGCUGGAUGUGCCCCUUCGCGACGCCUACACCGGCGCGGAGCACCGCGUGGUCUUUCAAAAGACCAAACUCUGCCGGGCGUGCCGUGGCACAGGGGCGCGGAGCCCCAGCGACAUCGUUGCCUGUCCCAUGUGCCAGGGCUCCGGCAGCGUCGUUCGCCGGGUGCAGUUCGCGCCGGGGUUUAUUCAGCAGAUGCAGCACGCGUGCCCACGCUGCGAAGGGAAAGGGAAACGCAUCACGGCGAGGUGCACGGCCUGUGACGGCCGUCGGGUGGUGGAGAGCGACGUGGCGAUCGCGGUCAGCGUCGAGGCGGGAGCCCCCGAGGGGCUCGAACUUGUUUACGAGCUCGAGGCUGAUCAGGAGCCCGGGCGUGUUCCUGGGGACGUUGUGGUGACCAUCGUCACCGCGGAGCAUCCCCUCUUCGAGCGCCGUGGGAACGACCUGCAUGCCAAAAUUACCCUUAGCCUGCGGGAGGCGUUGUUAGGAUUCGAGCGUGUUCUACAGCAUUUGGAUCAGCAUGAGGUCCUUCUGAAGGAGACAGGCAUUGUGGAGCAUGGGCGACGGUUUGUAAUCAAAGGGGAAGGCAUGCCACGGCACCACGUACCCUCUGAACGCGGCGAUCUUUAUGUGACAUAUCUCGUGAGCCUCCCGGAACAUCUCACACACGCGCAGAGGGAGGCAUUGAAGCUGUUGAAUUGA